Messenger RNA from Penicillium brevicompactum, 1074 nucleotides. Its product is annotated as glycosyltransferase family 32 protein. Gene Ontology annotation, molecular function: mannosyltransferase activity. The transcript is spliced from 4 exons. NCBI's taxonomy places the organism in Eukaryota, Fungi, Ascomycota, Eurotiomycetes, Eurotiales, Aspergillaceae. The record is from RefSeq and is a predicted model, not a curated record. The coding region runs from base 1 to 1074 and encodes 357 amino acids. Gene Ontology annotation, biological process: mannosyl-inositol phosphorylceramide biosynthetic process.
AUGCGUCGCGGUCUUCUGAUCUUUCUCCUCGUCAAUCUCCUCAUCCUCUCCCUGCUCGUGCGCAGCGUGUCCACCCUCCUCUCCCUCUUAGUCGAAGAUGCCGCCGCCGACGCCAUUCACCGCGCCGAGCUCCCCUCACCCAACUCCAGCCUGAUCGAGCAACGCCCGCAAAUAAUCCCCAAGAUCAUUCACCAGACCUACAAGAAUGAGACCAUCCCCGAGGUUUGGGUUGAAGCGCAACAGAGCUGUAUCGACCUGCACCCGGACUAUGAAUAUAUUCUCUGGACAAAUGAAAAGUCGCGCGACUUUAUUGCGGCCGAGUACCCAUGGUUCUUGGACACCUUCGAUGGCUACAACUACCCCAUCCAGCGCGCCGACUCCAUUCGGUACUUCGUGCUUGCCCACUACGGUGGAACCUACAUUGAUCUCGACGACGGCUGCAACCGCCGCUUGGAUCCUCUCCUCGCUUACCCCGCUUGGGUACGCCGCACAGCGCCCACGGGUAUCUCCAACGACGCCAUGGGCUCCGUGCCCCAGCACCCAUUCUUCCUGCGCGUGAUCGAAUUGCUGCAGCAGUAUGAUCGCCAUUGGCUGCUCCCGUACAUCACCGUCAUGUACUCCACGGGCCCCCUGUUUUUGUCCGUCAUCUGGAAGGAAUACAUGCGCGACAAGCCCAGUGAGGCUGGCCGCGUCCGCAUCCUCAUGCAGGAUGAAUACAACAAGUUCUCCUGGAGCUUCUUUACCCAUCACCGGGGUAACAGCUGGCACGGCAAGGACGCCCAUUUGAUUUUCUGGAUGGGUCAGCACUGGCUGUUCCUGACAGUCUGCGGCUUCUGUAUCGCCGGAGUCGUGGGCUUCUGCCUCUGGUGGAGCUACGGCCGCAUCAUGCUCCUUGGAGCCCAGUACCGCUACCGCUACGCCAAGGUCUCCUCCGGCAGCCCGCGCUUGAAUUCUCCCACGCGCCACUCUCGCCUCACGAUACCCACCAUCUUACGCCGUGUCAGCUUCAAAGAAGACGAAGAACAAGGCGGGGUCACAGAGACCUCGUAUGAACUCGGUCGCCGCGAUGACUGA